AUGGCCGGUUUCGAUCGAAAGAUCGCGACCGCCGAGACGUCGUCGGAUCCGCAGACCGAGAUCCGACGGCGCAUGCACAACUCAAAGCGCCCCCGCGUAGAGAUGACUGCGUCGUUUCGCUGCCUCGUCGACGCCAACCUCGUCUCGGCCAUGACGUCCUUCCAGUGCGGGCUCUACGACGACCUGCGGCCACGCUUUGCCAAGUGGCGUGCCAGCACUGCGCCGCCGCAGGAUCUCUCGUGCCGCGAUCUCUGUGUGCGCGAUGGAAGCGACCGCCGCAUCGUGCUGCACGAAGCCAUUGCGCGCGGCGAGCUCGACGUCGUCAAGCGCCUCGAGGCCUGCCAGCUCGACCUUUUCUCGCCGUCGGCGAUGGACUGCGCCGCCCGGACCGGCCAGCUCGCGAUCGUCGAAUUCCUUCACACAGCUGGCUACGCCUGCACAGCCGCUGCGAUGGACCAAGCGGCGACGCAUGGGCAUCUACCCGUCGUGGCCUACUUGCACACGCAUCGCCACGAAGGGUGCACUGCCCAGGCCAUGGUCGGCGCCGCCGAGAACGGCCAUCUCCGCGUCAUCGAGUACCUGCACGAGCACCGUGACGAAGGCUGCACCGUACGCGCCAUGGACUACGCGGCCCGCAACGGCCACAUGGACGUCGUGCGCUUCCUGCACACGCACCGCGGCGAGGGCUGCAGCGCGAUCGCGCUCGACUUUGCGGCCGCCCACGGACACUUGGCGAUCGUCGAAUUUCUGCACCGUGAGCGCAACGAAGGCUGCAGCACGUACGCCAUGGACGGCGCCGCGCGCAACGGUCAUUUGGCCGUCGUCCACUUCCUCCACACACAUCGCCACGAAGGCUGCUCGCGCAAGGCGGCGGUUCAAGCAUCGCGCAUGGGCCACAGCACCAUCGCUGCCUUUCUCAAGGCCAACUACUCGGUCGACGCGCUGCCGUCGGCGCCGCGUAAGCUGCGCGGGAAGAUGCACAAGCGGCCGCUCGUUCGGCUGCUCCGCCUGCUAGUAUGCCCCGGCGCGUGUGAGCAGCAGCUGCGCGAUCUUGUACCAUAGCCG
Messenger RNA from Saprolegnia parasitica CBS 223.65, 1065 nucleotides. RefSeq lists its product as hypothetical. The transcript has a single exon. Bases 1 to 1062 code for a protein of 353 amino acids. Gene Ontology annotation, molecular function: protein binding. NCBI's taxonomy places the organism in Eukaryota, Oomycota, Saprolegniomycetes, Saprolegniales, Saprolegniaceae. The record is from RefSeq and is a predicted model, not a curated record.